Bemisia tabaci is the source of this 1388-nucleotide messenger RNA. RefSeq lists its product as uncharacterized. The record is from RefSeq and is a predicted model, not a curated record. Lineage: Eukaryota; Metazoa; Arthropoda; Insecta; Hemiptera; Aleyrodidae.
AGUGAAAUGCACAAGCCAUGAAAUAAGAUCUGAUGAAUUUACGGUGAUGAAAUGUUAGUCACAAAAUGCGAAAAGCGCGGACGGUUGUGUUAUCCGUCGGUCUGCUGGUGCUGAUUUCCCAACUGGGUACAAUUUUCGCGUGGAAAUAUAAGUAUUACAAAGGGAUACUCUUGCUUUCGAAGGACCUGUGCGCUAACAGGUGCAAGCUGAAACAUGGGUUCUUCAAAGACGGCAACGGCGUCUAUCAACCGGCUUCUGUAGCGAAGAGAUACCUCAUCAAAUGCCAGUGCAUGGUUUCUCGCCAGCUCAAGACAUACAUCAAGAAAAGAUGGGGUAGAACGGCAUCAACAUGGUACAGUUUCUACAACUUCUUCGGGAUGAAGAAGCGGUCGCGGAAGUACCUGGAGAAGCGGAUCGUGAAAGAAAAGAAAAAGAAAAAAACAUUCGUCGAGGAAAUCGAGUUCAUAACGUACGAGAAGCUGCAAGGAAUGAUGGAGAAAACCGAGGAGAUAAAGCGGAGUUGGAGUUCCGGUUCAAGCUCUUCCUCCCAGACAGGGUCGGGGGCAGGGAGACUGCCCUCCGACGAAGUAAUCAAGAACACGAAGCUAGAGGUUGAGAUUCAGACUUUCGGGGAGGACGGAAAGCCAAUACCGGGUAAAAAGCGAAAAGUGGCUCUCAACACCGGGGAGACUAAGGUACUCCAAGACCUGCUCGAGGAUGUGGUGGGGAGGGUCAAGAGAGAAGAUGGUAGUGAGGCAUCGAUGGCAAGUGUGGCGAUGACUCGAACCACGUCGUCGACGAUAACUUGCGGCCACCAUUGAUCUGACCAUCUGACUCACAGGCUCUGCCGUGAUAGCGAAGGCAGCAGUGAGUGCAAAAAUAGCUUCUUUCGUUAAAAGUUUCCUGUCAGAUUUCUCAAAACUCUUUUUUGCGCUUACUGCUCUCUCCGCUAACACGGCAGAAUGAAAGAGCGGUGACCAAUCUUCGUGAUUUUAUGGAUUCCCAAAAGACCACAACUACCGUGAUAGCGAGGAGAGCAGUGAGUGCAAAAAUAGCUUCUUCCAAUAAAAUUUUUCGGUCAGACACUUCUGAACCCGUUUUCUCAAAACUUAAUUUUUUUGCACUUAAUGCUCUUUUCGCCAUCACGGCAGUGUAGUGGUCUACUGGGAAUCCAUUAAAUCAUGAAGAUUGGAAACCGCUCUUUUUUGCUGCCGUGCUAGCGAAGGGAACAGUGAGUGCAAAAAUGGCUUCUUUCGAUGAAAUUUUCCCGUCAGACGCUUCUCAGCCCGUUUUCUAAAAACUCUAUUUUUGCAUUUACUGCUCUCUUCGCUAUCACGGCAGAAUGAAAGAGCGGUUUCCAAUUUUCAUGAAAUUAUGGCUUCCCAAAA